ACACACACACACACACAGACAGACAGACAGACACACUCAGCUAGCCGGCCAGCUAGCUAGCUAGCUGCACAGCACCCAUUGGUCACGUCAAAAUCAAGCAAACCAUCUGCUUUCUUCAGAUAUCAGCCAUGGAUUUAAAUAAUAUGUUGUUGCGACUUGAAAGUGCCAACGAAGAGGAAGUCGAGAAGCUUCUGAAGCAGUAUAAUCAGGAGAACAGUCGCACCUUCGCCUUUGACCAAAAGGAAGAAACCCUGCGGAGUAAACUGUGUCAGAGUGUGUUGGCAGUACUUGGGAGGCAGGCGCAGCCCAGCUGUCAGAAGACAUGUCUGGAGACACUCCGCAUCCUGUCCAGAGACAAGCGUAUCCUCGCACCUGUAGCCACCAAGGAGGGCAUGCUGAUCCUGGGAAGGAUGGCGGGGCUGCAUGCUGGAGAGGAAGGAUGUGAUAACGAGAAAAGCUCUCAGGAAGACGCCCAGUCAGAGGAGGAGGAGAGGGUGGUGGUGGAGGCCUUGAAGUGCCUAUGCAAUGUGGUGUACAACAGUCCUGCAGCUCAGAAGGUUAGUGUAGACGUGCAGCUGGCUCAUGGCCUGUGUGCCACCCUGCGUACGGCCCGCACAUGGCACCACGAGGUGGGCCUGUUCACACUUCGCCUUCUCUUCCUGCUGUCUGCAUUGAGACCUGAUGUGAGAGGGGUUUUGAGGAGAGAAUUGCAUGCUGUGAGACUGCUGACAGAGGUGCUGGAGCACACCCUUGAUGUGCGCUGGGUCGGUCCCUAUGAAGCUGCCCCUCCAGAGCCGCAGGCCCUGCCCAUGCCUGCAGAGGACAAUGAGCGAACAAUGGAAGCACUCAAAGCCUUGUUCAACGUCACACUGUCUGAGGCUGGUGGUGAGGAGGACGACCACCAGUUCCGACUCAUCGCUGCCAUCCUGCGUCAUCUGUUGAUGCUGAAGACUGAGACGGAGGAGAAAACAGAGGAAGCACACAGCCAUGCCGUCAAUCUAUUGAAUAACCUGCCUGUGUCCUGCCUUGACAAGCUAAUCGACGUGCCCGUCCAGGGAGGACUAGAGAAAUAUGGUGGUAAAAACAUGGAUGCAGUCCAGGUGUUACUGGACUUCAUGGAGAAAAGGAUCGACAAGCAGGGCUCCAACUACAAAGAGGGUUUGACUCCGGUGCUCAGCCUCUUGACUGAAGGAUCCAGGAAACACAGGGAGAUCCGCAUUUAUAUCAAAGCUCAGGUACUUCCCCCACUGAAAGAUGUGAAGAUCAGGCCGGAGAUUGGCACUGCCGUCAGAAACAAGUUGGUCCGCCUUAUGACACAUGUCGACAUGGGUGUGAAGCAGACUGCUGCAGAGUUUCUCUUUGUCCUCUGCAAAGAAAGCGUGGACAACCUGUUAAAGUACACGGGAUAUGGAAAUGCAGCGGGGCUCCUGGUGGCUCGAGGACUUCUUGCAGGAGGGAGAGGAGAGACAGAGUACUCCGAAGAUGAAGAAGACUCAGACACAGAGGAAUACAAAUCUGCAAAACCCUUCAUCAACCCCAUCACCGGUCAUGUGGAGGAGCCGAUGCCGAACCCCAUCGAAGAGAUGACAGAGGAGCAGAAGGAGUACGAAGCCCAGAAACUUGUCAACAUGUUUGACAAGUUGUCAAGGCAGAAUGUGAUCCGGCCAAUGGGGGUCAGGCCCGACGGGACCUUAGCACCGCUUGAAGAAACUCUCUGUGAUGCGCCUGAAGACAACUCAGGAUCAGACUCUGACUAGUACUCGGCCCACCUAGGCCACAUUUUCCAGGCUAAGCUGACUAGAUCUGUGUCCCAUCUCAAGGCUGGAUCCUUUGAAGGAUGGUGCCCACAAAGGUGGGUUCUUCAGAGGAGCAAGAACCUGGCUGAACUUGUGCCUACACCCUAAACGCAUCUAGUGUCACAGAAACAGUGUAGAGCAGAAAUCAGUCAAAAGAUCCACACGCUGUCCAGAUAACUCCCUAUGAAUCACACUCCAUUAACUUUAAUGUCUUGGUAGAUAUCAGGACAAUGUGUGGAUCUACUCUUACAGAAACCCAAAGUAAAGUAGUUCAGACUCCCGCUUUUCAAUUCGUAUCACCAGGAAGUUUAGAUGAUUUAGAAAGCGGUUUCAUGAAACCUGAGUGAACUUAAAGAUUUUUGUUUUACUGCAACAAAUGCAGCACAGCUGGCAAGUGUGUGACAUGGUAACAGUAAAUGUAUCCAUAGUUCUAUUUAUCUGUAAGUCAGGCAUCCAUUAUUUACACCUUGCAGUGUAACAGCCCGUUAGACGUCUUCAGUCUACAAAUGUAACUUCUGAUGAUCCAUCCCUGAACUGGGACAGAGGUCAACAUGUCACAGCACACUCCGGCCCCGUCGCAGCUGUGAGCCAUUCUCCAAAGUGGAAGUGGACUUGAUGUGUGACAGAAAGACUCUACUGCGGCAUCAUAAUGCAUAGGAGGCCUCUGUGGUUACCGUUGCAUCUUCAUCAUUUAUUUUAUUGCUCCAUAAGUUGAGAAAAUGGGUGAUAAUGUGGUCUUUGCUGGAUCAUCUCACUGAAAGCACUGUUCUUAUGCGUUAUUCAGUCUGAAUAAUCAUUCCUUCACCUGAGCUUUUGUUUUUCCACUUUAAAGUUGAAUUAUUUUUCUUCUACAUGAUUAUACACUCUUUGUGUUUCUAGAUAAUUUAAGUGCACAUUAUACACACACGCACACACACUUUUAAACAUGAAAUCAUUGUAUCAGCCGCCACAUCACUAGUACUUGGUUUGAAAUCAUGGGGCCUGUCCAGUAUGGACCACGGAAUUGAUGUAUAUUUAGUAAUCAGGCAGUGUCAGUGUGGAUAGUUUAACUUGCAGCUCACAGUGAGUCUAUAUUUGGUUGUGUAACUAUGAUGAAUGCUGCACAUCAGUUAGUCACCAAGGAAACUUUCUGAAUUCAGGGCUUUUUGGCUUACUGUCAUGUCAAUGAAAGGUGUUCUGGACACGAAGACUUGUUCUUUUCAUUUCAAAGUGAGACUUCAAAUGGAAAGAUGCACCACUUUCCUGUGGUGGAUCAUCACAAACAGAUUGUUUCUGCCUGUUGUGGAUUCUUGACAAAGCAAUGUGUAAUGAUUGUUUUCUAAUCCAUGUUACUUUUGCCAAAUCUGCAUGAUCAGUUGUCAGCAAUGUGAUUUUUUUUUUUCUAGAUUGAAAUUUUUGCUAAUUUUAUAUAAAUACACUAGUUUAGUAUAUGUAUAAACUGAACAUUAUUUCUUUGUGUUUGGUACAAUUUAAAUUAAUGUAUAGGUUGUCAGGUCUGAAAUCAGCUACACGGUUGGUUAUGACUUCACAACAGGUUUAAACCCUAAACUGAAAUCCUCCUUUGGAUUACUAAUACAUUUAUUGUAAAAAAAAAAAAAAAAAAAGAAGGCUGAUUACAAUCCAGAGAAACUGAGUAUUUCUUUAACCUUUGAACGUGUCAUUAUUACAGUAAUAUUAAAUAAUCAUGAGCACACUUUUCACAUGGCCUGUGAAUCACCACUACUGCCUACUCAUACACAGAAUAACUCAUAAGUAGAAUAUUUAAUUGAUCUGGAGUUGGCUUCACACUGGCACAAAAGACCUAACUCAGCAUUUAGUCACCCUCCUGAAUUUCAUGUGAGUAUUAAGUUUUUUUGUUUUUUUUUAAAGGUCAGAUAUUCACAUGGUUUACAAAUUAAAGGGAAAACCAACAUUAAGUGUCUUAAUGAGGUGUUGAGCCACCACAAGCCAACAACUUCAAGAACAACUUCCGUGCUCCUUGUCCGCAGAAGACCAGAGCAUUCGUUUCACAGGAUUUUGAUAUUUAUCAAACCAUUUGGUUUGUUUCUCCACUCAUUUCUUCAGGUUUAUCCCUUUAAUAUUUCCGUAUGCAUCUGUAGAUCACACUUGUUUUUUUUUUGUGUUCCUAUGUAAAUGCCUUCUUUUUCCCCCUCCACAAACAUAGUGGGAUAAAUCCAAAUUGCAUGUGAAUCAUUUCUGGAAAGAAUACAUUAUGGGAACAGUUUCUUUUGCACAUUUACAUACUGUAAAUAGCACCACAC
This is a messenger RNA of Micropterus salmoides (largemouth bass), 4057 nucleotides long. It is a transcript of the gene ric8b, whose product is annotated as RIC8 guanine nucleotide exchange factor B. Bases 129 to 1757 code for a protein of 542 amino acids. Lineage: Eukaryota; Metazoa; Chordata; Actinopteri; Centrarchiformes; Centrarchidae. Gene Ontology annotation, molecular function: G-protein alpha-subunit binding; guanyl-nucleotide exchange factor activity. The record is from RefSeq and is a predicted model, not a curated record. Gene Ontology annotation, cellular component: cytoplasm; plasma membrane. The transcript has 10 exons. Gene Ontology annotation, biological process: G protein-coupled receptor signaling pathway.